Molecule: messenger RNA, 726 nt
Organism: Suillus clintonianus
Lineage: Eukaryota; Fungi; Basidiomycota; Agaricomycetes; Boletales; Suillaceae
Product: heat shock protein Hsc70t
Exons: 6
Coding region: 1-726 (241 amino acids)
Biological process (GO): vesicle-mediated transport; cellular response to unfolded protein; protein refolding
Cellular component (GO): plasma membrane; nucleus; cytosol
Molecular function (GO): heat shock protein binding; ATP-dependent protein folding chaperone; ATP binding
Source: RefSeq, a predicted model, not a curated record
AUGGCUGCAUACGCUACCCCAACCGUACGUCCCGCUCUAAUGGGUUCCAGGCCUCCAAGAUCAACAAGCACCACCCUCGAGGAGGCUGCUGCUCAUGGUGCUGCGAUCCUUUGCGGCAAGUGCAACACCACCGUUCCCACCAAGAAAUCGGAGACUUUCUCGACGCACCUGGACAACCAGCCUGGUACCUUGAUCCAGGUGUACGAGGAUGAGCGCGGAUGCACGAAAGACAACAACCUGCUUGGCAAUUUCGAGCUGUCUAGUAUUCCUCCCGCACCUCGUGGUGUUCCUCAGAUCGAGGUUACCUUCGUCAUCAGCGCCAACGGUAUCCUGAACAUCUCCGCAUCAUCCAAGACCUUCAGGAAGUCAAACCGCAUCACGAUCAUUAAUGACAAGGGCCGCUUGUCAACAGAGAUGAUCGAGCGCAUGCUUAACGAGGCUGAGAAGUACAAGGCGCAGGGUGAAGCUGCUGCUGCUCGCAUUCAGGCCAAGAACGGCCAAGAACCACGCGCUUACGACCUCCAUAACCUUAUCACCGAAGCAGCUUGCCAAACAAAUCAUCUCGUGGCUAGAUGCAUCAUGGGAAGCAUCGAGGAGUACGAUUCGAAACUGAUGGAGUUGGAGAGUAUUAUGCUCUACGGUGCUGCAGGUGGUGCUCCUGGCGGUUCACCAGGGGGUUUCCCUGGCGCCAACGGGGACAGCCCUUCUGUCAAGGAGGUCGACUAA